This is a messenger RNA of Cucurbita maxima (winter squash), 1332 nucleotides long. RefSeq names its product homeobox-leucine zipper protein ATHB-7. The record is from RefSeq and is a predicted model, not a curated record. The transcript is spliced from 2 exons. Gene Ontology annotation, biological process: positive regulation of DNA-templated transcription. Gene Ontology annotation, molecular function: DNA-binding transcription factor activity, RNA polymerase II-specific; sequence-specific DNA binding. Bases 106 to 801 code for a protein of 231 amino acids. NCBI's taxonomy places the organism in Eukaryota, Viridiplantae, Streptophyta, Magnoliopsida, Cucurbitales, Cucurbitaceae. Gene Ontology annotation, cellular component: nucleus.
UAAAAUAAGUGAGCAAAUAUAUUAGAGAUAUUGCAAAUCAUUCACUCUCCUAACACCUGGUUUUGGAAUAAAGCCUUGUGGUGUCCAAAUUGAAUCUUAAGCAGCAUGCUAAAUGAUGAUGAUGCCGAAUAUUCUCCUCCAGAAUCCAUGGCAGAGGCUUUUGGCAUGAGAAAAAAAGGCAUGAACAGAAGAAGGUUCAGUGAAGAGCAGAUCAAAUCAUUGGAGUCAAUUUUCGAGUCUGAGUCAAGGCUUGAGCCCAGAAAGAAGUUGCAGCUAGCGGGAGAGCUGGGGUUGCAUCCACGCCAGGUUGCAAUAUGGUUUCAAAACAAGAGAGCUAGAUGGAAGUCAAAGCAGCUUGAACAAGACUACAGCGUUUUACGAGCUAAUUACAACACUCUAGUUUCCCGGUUUGAAGCUCUUAAGAAGGAAAAGCAAGCUUUGGCUAUACAGUUGCAGAAGCUAAAUGAUCUCGUGCAGAGGUCCAUGGAGGAAACUGAGAGCUGCAGGGGAGGUCUCUCCUUAGAAACUAUUGAUGGCAAGUCUGAGAAUGGCCACAGAACAAAGUAUGAGUCUGAAGUAAAACCUUGUGUGUCAGCUGAGGAGAAAUCAGAACAUGAACUAGAGGUUCUUUCCAACUAUGGUAGUGGCACAAAGGAAGCCUAUCUUGGAUUAGAAGAGCCCCAGUUCAGGGAACCUGCUCAGGGCUCCUUGAUAUCAACACCAAAUUGGAGCAAUUUAGAGUCUGAAGGGCUUUUCAGUCAGUCCAAUACCAAUGGCCAGUGGUGGGACUUCUGGUCGUGAAAAGUAGAAACACAAAAAAAAAAAAAAAAAAAAACCAUAAAGGAUUUGUAAACAAAUAAAAUUCCAAUCUUUUUUUUUUAAAUAGAGCAUCCUAGCAAUGAUUUCGGCUCAAAGGAUGAGGAACAGUUCAGAGCAUAACGUCUUCUAUCAAGGAUAGCAAUGAUUGUAAUGUGGUUGUUUCAAGCACUGAUGCUCCAAAAUUCACCAUAACUUCAGAUGGAAGUCAGAAAAUGUUCUUUGUAUAACCAAAAAAUUCGGUGAGCAACGCUAGGAAAUACCACCGGCAAAGAGUGCUGCCUUGGAAAACUGAAACAAUAUGCUCAUAUGCAGACAGGGGUGCAGUCUGGAGUGCUUGCAGUGUGUGAGAGUUCCUUUCUUCUUCUGUUUUCUUUUCUUUUUUCUCUUCCCUUUUCGUUGUUGGUUGGUUGGGGAUAGGGAUGGGGGGUGACUAUGCAACUCUAUCUUCAUAUGCUCAGUUAUGAACUAGAAGUGGUGCUCACUUUACACAAAGAUUCUCAGGUUUGUGGUGCU